Messenger RNA from Dicentrarchus labrax (European seabass), 3275 nucleotides. It is a transcript of the gene rhbdl2, whose product is annotated as rhomboid, veinlet-like 2 (Drosophila). Gene Ontology annotation, molecular function: serine-type endopeptidase activity. The transcript is spliced from 8 exons. Bases 477 to 1373 code for a protein of 298 amino acids. The record is from RefSeq and is a predicted model, not a curated record. NCBI's taxonomy places the organism in Eukaryota, Metazoa, Chordata, Actinopteri, Moronidae. Gene Ontology annotation, cellular component: membrane.
CUCGUCCCAGGUGUGGCACGGGCUAACAGGUAGGUUGCUCUCGUGCGGCGGGCUGCGGACGUCGUUAUUCUCCUGCUCUUCUGUAGAACUGCCACAGUUGUGUGGAAGAAAGGGGGGACGUGAGUGAUUUGUUUGGGGCGUAGGAAGGAAGUUUCUCGCAGGAAAAAGCAAUGAAAGGGCUAUAAUUAUCUCUAAGUGCUCUCUUUUUUUGUUUUUUUUUUGUUUCUUCCGACUUCGCAGAGACGGUCGGGUUGAAGACGGGACUCCUCCGGGGUUGUCUGGAAAUAUGGAAGAAUGAUGCUGAAAGCGUUAUUUGUACAGUAUUUCAUGUUGUAGUCUAGUAAAGUGUGUGAGCUUGUGCACUCUUCUUGCGCGGACACUGAACUGUUUGAAUUAGUCGGGUCAAUAUUUAUGCUUUCGGGACCGCUGGGAGCCAUCUGCACUCUUCCUGUUGAAGGUUUAGGACCGAAGCAGUGAUGGAUGACAUCGACCUCGAGCAGCAGGAGCCGUUUCCUGUGGACCGAGAUGGGAGGCGGUUCAGGGGCGAAGAGGACCAGCCUGAUGGUGACAGGAAGAUGGGAUGUUGUGAGAAGUUCCAGCAGUCUGUCUCCACAUGGAUGCUUCCAGAGCACGACCGCAGCAAGUACCUUGAACGGGCCAACUGCUGCCCACCUCCCAUCUUCAUCAUCCUCAUCAGUAUGGCAGAGUUGGCAGUGUUUAUCUACUACGCUGUGUGGAAGCCUCAGAAGCAGUGGGUGACCCUGGAUGAAGGCAUCUGGAACAGUCCUCUCACAUACAAGCCUGAGCGCAGGCAGGAAGCAUGGCGCUUUAUCUCCUACAUGUUUGUCCAUGCCGGUGUGCAGCACAUUGUGGGCAACCUGGUGGUGCAGCUACUGCUGGGCAUCCCGCUGGAGCUGGUCCACAAAGGAUUCGAGGUGGGAAUGGUUUACAUGGCAGGCGUCCUGGCAGGCUCUUUGUGCAGCUCCAUCUUUGAUCCUCUCAGUGCCUUGGUGGGAGCUUCUGGGGGUGUUUAUGCCCUAAUAGGAGGCUAUUUUAUGAACGCAGUGGUGAAUUUCCGAGAGAUGAUUCCUCUCCUUGGAGUGUUUCGUAUCCUCGCCAUAGUGAUAUUUGUUGGCACAGAUUUUGGAUUUGCCUUCUACAGAAGAUUUGUCAUCAACGAGGCUGGUUUGAACGUGUCCUUUGUGGCUCAUUUUGGAGGAAUUGCGGCCGGGAUGACCGUCGGUUACGUCUUCUUCAGCGCUUACAACAAGAAGCUACUCAAAGACCCACGUUUCUGGUUGUGUAUAGUGGCCUAUAUAGUGUUUGUGCUGUUUGCUGUGCUCUUCAACAUCUUCCUCACCCCAGUAUCAUAGGGAAUAAAGCUGCACUCACCAACCUUUUUAAAAGUCAACACCAGAAGCCUUAAUGUCACUCAGGAAGCUGUACUUUUACUGAUGUGUUUCAGAGCAAAUUUUUAGUUUUGGGAACAUUGUGAAUGUAGGUUUUUAUUUUACUUCUUCUAUUUAGGGCUGAAUUUGUGAGUUGAAGUGGAAGCGCGCCUCCUGCUGUUUAUGUGUAGCAUUGCAAAAGGCACAUUUUCACUUUUAGACAAUGUUGAGGAAAACCAUUAAUAAUUUACUGAACUGAAUCAAACUAAUUUUCUUUACACUGACUGUAACUUAUAUGUCUCUUAUCCCAGAUAUGAUUCUGUGUUUGACUGUUUUGUUUUAUAAGGUUUUUAUAUCUUUUUGUACUUUUCAUGAGUAUCAGGAAAUCAAUGAAGACACUGGUCCUAUUUUAUGUCAUUGUCAACAGAAAAUAAUGCGCUGACUGUUUGAUUGAAUAUUUUUAUGCUAUUAUGGACUCAAAGGGACUUUCAGUAUUCAUGAAAUGUGCCUUAAAAUGGCGGCGAAAUCCCUUACAGAGUUUUCUCUUCUCAGGAAAAAAAGGGAUGAAUGUCCAAAAUGUUGGUGUUUUCCCUUCCUUGUGUAAGCAACAGAGCUGGUUUACCAUCAGGCCUUGGCUUAAUGCCCCAUUAUUGUUUCAGUCACAUCCUGUUGAUAGGACGUGACUGAUUACAUGUUGUAAAACUGUUGAUUCAAUCUACUUAUUGUUUUAUUAAUCUUGGAAAAACAAAACUUUGCAAACAUCCAUCUUUUGGAAACACAGUCUACUUUAAUUUGUUAGUAAAAAUAAAUAGUGGUUGAUAUCAUACAAUACCCCUACUGAAUACUGAAGGGAAAGUUUGAAUGUUAGAUGUAGGUUAUGGUUUAGUAACAGUACAUUUUCUAUUCAAUAAGUCUAUAAAUGAAACCUCUGUAAUAUCACUGUUUGUUUGGCUGUAAUUCAUAAACAGAUCUUAUUGUAGAAAAUAAUAUAAUAAUACUUAAUUUAUCUAAGAUUAGAGGUAAGCUAUGACCAAAGACCAAACAGAGACUGUAUAUACUUGUUUUUAUUGCAUUUUCACAGAUCAGUGUUUAAAGUAUUUUAAAUAAAAUUUGAUGUUUUUUUUUUUAUGAAAUUCAUGUUUUUUGUUUAAAUCUGAACUUCUGCAGAAGCAGGAUGAGAGUAAUGAUUUUGUCUGGUGAAUAUAUACAGAGUUAAGAGUACAUUUCCAAUGGUUGUCCAAUUCAUUUUCAAUAACAGAUAAAACUGUGUGCAGCAGUCCGCUGUUUGAUGGGGACUCCAUGAAAGCGACUGUUCCUUUUGUUAUUUUACAGUAUGGAAAGUUCCAUGGUUUCUAAACUUGGCUCAUCAAUAUAACUGAGGGCAUCAAUAUUCAAUUAUCAUGAGCUUGUUUGCCUUGACUGUAAAACAUUGGGAAAUGGUAUGUUGCCUUAUGUAGUACAGCCGUCAAAACAUCUGAUGUUAUUAGACGGUACUGCUGAAACCUCAACAUCUGCAAGGUUUCACUUUUUGUGUAUUGAAUUAAACAUCUGCUGCUAUUGCUGUAGUGUUUAUUUAUAUAAUGUAUUAUUCAUAUGAUCAUAUUAAAGAGUUAAUGGGGAACAUGCUGUAAAAUACUGACAAUAACACUGUAGGUUUCUUCAUUUGGUUUAGUUAUGUCCAAAGGUCCUAAAAAAAAACAAACAGAUACAGCACCAGCUUGGGGUCUUGCACUUCAUUAAAAGUUGCAGUUCAUAAAGCAAAAUGAACAAUUGUACAAAAUAUAAUUGUAUUCUUUUAGACCAGCAAUACUGGAUUUGUGCCAACGUGACAUAAAAAUAAUUUGAUAUGGUUUUGCCACAAAAUAAAUUCAAUAAUCUAAUUUCAAA